Messenger RNA from Penicillium arizonense, 477 nucleotides. RefSeq lists its product as uncharacterized. The record is from RefSeq and is a predicted model, not a curated record. The transcript has 2 exons. NCBI's taxonomy places the organism in Eukaryota, Fungi, Ascomycota, Eurotiomycetes, Eurotiales, Aspergillaceae. Bases 1 to 477 code for a protein of 158 amino acids.
AUGUCUUUCACCCAUAAAAAACCCGAGGUUCUCUCCUCAGAGAACACCGCGCCCGGAGUACCCAAGCAAGAGAGCACAUCCCAGAGUCUUUCCCAGCGUGUUUCCCAGCCUGAGAACUCCGAGAACAAGGACUAUGCAGUGAGCUCAGGGGGUGCAGUGAGCUCAGGGGGUGCCGAGAACUCAGGGGGUGCCGAGAACCAAGAGCAUGCCGAGAAGACCAUGGACCAAGGCCGUCGCGGCACUGCUGCGAUCAUGGAGGACCACCACGUCAGCAGAGAAGCACUGAAGGGUCCUCAAGGUCAAGCGCCGCACACGGCAGAAGAAUUCGAGAAAGAAAGGAAGACUGGCAAAGCCGGUGGAUCGCGCUCUGGUGAUUCGACUGAAGCUAAGGGCAGUGGUCACAGUGGCAAGCAAAGUACCAUGGAGAAGAUAAAGGAGAGGCUUGCGCACCCGUUACAUGGCAAGAAAUCUGAGUAG